Messenger RNA from Paraglomus occultum, 324 nucleotides. NCBI's taxonomy places the organism in Eukaryota, Fungi, Glomeromycota, Glomeromycetes, Paraglomerales, Paraglomeraceae. The record is from the annotation of a GenBank genome assembly.
AUGACUUACGGCAACUCUCCGAAUCUACAAAAUUCGACUGACGGUAAAAAUUCUCCUAUUAAUCCACCAUCCGACGACAAACCGAACACGGUCGUCGAGAAUAAUACUCUGGGGGUGGGAGUUCCUCCACCUCCAGCUACGCAGGCGGCGCAAUGUGGAGAGUGUCAGAAUCAAAAUUUAACUCUUGUCUCGAAAAUUGUGCAAUCAAGUACUUUUCUUCUUCGGAAGACUACUCAAACUGCUCUCAUAGUUGUAAACUUUCAUAUGACGUACUCAAAGGUAGCGGCAUUCUUUUAUUGGUCAAUGGAGCGGUCUUGCUACUAG